Molecule: messenger RNA, 1012 nt
Organism: Chironomus riparius
Lineage: Eukaryota; Metazoa; Arthropoda; Insecta; Diptera; Chironomidae
Source: the annotation of a GenBank genome assembly
CAGUAUAAAACCUCUAAACUUUGCAAAAAUUAUCUCAUUUGCGACUCAUUUGACCGGCAAAGUGUUAGAUACGAUUUUAUUUUUUUGUGUGCCUAGUAAGAUGUCUAGAUUAUUUCAAUACGCUGUUCUACUCGUGAUUCUUACGCUUUGUGAUAAAAUAUUGACAUUACCUAAUGACAUUGAAAAGUGCAGAAUUAGCGAUGAUAAGUGCUUACUUAAGUCAUCAAAUAAAGUGCUGUGGAAGUAUUAUGGAGGAAUUAAGGAAAUGAAUCUUGCACCACUUGACCCAUUCUAUGUGGACCACAUAAAAAUUGUUCAGAAUGCAGGAAUAGUGACUGUUGAUGCGAUGGCAAAUAAGACAAAUAUUUUGGGAUUCUCAAAGGCUAAGAUUGAGAAGAUUACAGGAUUUGAAGCUGAUAAGCCGGAAAUAUUGAUUCGAGCACCUAAAUUGAGCUUUAGUGGAUUGUAUUCUUCAAUUGCGAAUGUUUUGGGGCUGACGGUCAAUGGAAAGGGGACUUUUAAGGUUACUUUUAAUAAUUUUGUUGGAACUUUUCGAAUGAAAUUGGAACGAUAUCAGAACAAUGGCAAAACAUACUUCAAAAUCCUCAACUCGAAGCUGACUUUUGAUAUUUCUGGCGGCGAAAUGGAUAUUCCUGAUCAAGGAUAUCUUACAAAUGUAUUCCUGAAUGCCAGCUUCGAUGUGAUCAUCAAGAGGAGUUUAAUAACAGUAAUCAGUGAAGAAUGGACGAAAUUCUUUGAAAAAGCAGUGAAUUCAGUCUUUACCAAGGUCGCUAUUGAGGAUAUGUUCCAAGCUUAGACAAUAAUUACCCCAAACACUAGUUUUAAACACAGACAAGAGAAGUUGAACGAGACGAAAUCAUAAUUAUGAUUAGUUUAAUGAGAUUAGCUGCUGGAAUUUUAAAUUCAUAUUCUACUAGAAACACGAUAUUAUUAGGUUCAAUUUUUUUUUAUAAUUUUAUAAGUAAGCAAAUUAUUUGUAGAGACAAUAAAU